UGUUGUUUUUACUGAGGUCUGCUUCACAAUUCCCACCACGCUGCCAGUCAGUGGAUAGUGCAAAUUUUCGGCCAGCCACAUACACAGAAAAAAGGAAGAAUCCUAGGCAAAUGUUACGCUGGGUAUAGAGUUUUAAGAGACCAGACCCAACUGAUACUCCUGUACAUAGGUCUCAGGGAUGACAGAUUGGUCUUUCUUGGAGCGUGUGCUCGGGCAGGUCAAUGAGCACUCGACUGGUGUUGGGAAAGUCUGGUUGACAGUGCUCUUCAUAUUCCGGGUGAUGGUACUGUGCUCAGCUGCAGAGACAGCCUGGGAUGAUGAGCAGUCUGAAUUUCUCUGCAACACGCUACAACCUGGUUGCCAACUUGUGUGCUAUGAUCUUAGCUUCCCCAUCUCCCAUUACCGGUACUUUGUGCUGCAGAUCAUUUUUGUCUCCACACCCACACUCAUCUAUCUUGGGCACCUUGCAGUACGGGCAAGCCGAAAGAAGAAAGAGCAGCAAGAGAAUGGCGUGGAAGGAAAUGAGGAGGCAGUGGGAUAUGGAGAGUCAAAAAGGGAUAUGCAGGAACAUGAAUUUCAGAAUGUUCCCAAACUGAAAGGAGCUUUAAUGAUCACCUACACUAUAAGUAUUGUCUGCAAAGUAAUCUUGGAAGCUGGCUUCAUGCUGGGGAUGUGGUUCCUGUAUGGUUUCUUUAUUCAGCCUCGCUAUGAGUGCCAAGGAUUUCCGUGCCCUUACAAAGUGGACUGCUUUGUUUCUCGACCAACUGAGAAAACCAUUUUCACCAUCUACAUGCAAGUACUUGCACUGAUCUCUCUUGUGCUUAAUGUCAUAGAGCUCUUUCAUUUACUUGGCAAGACAAUGGUAAGGAGAGCGAUUAAAUACUAUGAAAAUCAGAGUGCCCUUCAGGUUUACAAGAGACCAGUAGUUUAUGAGCCCACUCUGAAUUAUAUGGAGAAUGCCCAGCUCUGCUUACCAAUGGCUAGUGCCAGUAACCAUAGCCAUUUUAGUGAUCCAAAUAUUAAUUUCAAACCACAAGAAAGUGGUACGGAUUCAGAAAGAAACGACAGACAACAGAGGAAUAUUGAGUCCAAAUCUGACCAGCUCCCAGGAUAUCCAGGGUAUCUAGAAGAGCACAAUGAAAAAGAAAUGGCAUCGGGGAGACUAACAGAUAGCUCUGAAGGACAGAGAAGGCACUAUGUAUGAAAGUCCAGUGACAGUGAAAAAUCAAAUAAGUCUAAAAUAGGGAAACAUAAAGAGUAUUUCCUUCAGAAGUAAGGAAAUCAUCAGGCAAGGGCUUGAAAUGAGACAAGGAACGUGGAUUACAAGUGACAUCUACCUGGUGAUCGCAGUCUGUAUGCCCUCCACUGCCACAGAGGCACAGGGAUGAGACCAGUCAAGGCAAGUGGGAAACUCUUCAAUACAGUAAAGCACCAAGAGUCAUGGCAGUGGACACCGCAAUCUGCUUUCAUGUCGAAGCAAAAUUUUAAACAUUUCUAAAGGACUGUGAAAUACUACUGUGAUAUUUAUUGUUAAAAUAAAUCUAAACUAUUCUACAAGGUAGGGCCAACACAUGGAACAAAUAAAAACAGUGAAAGGAGGAUCUAGUAAUUUCAAAACAAGAUAUGGAACUGUAUCAGGAACCUGGAAAUGUUUACCACAAACUAAGUAUUUUUUAUUAAACUGAUUUUUUAAACAUGGCACUGUAUAUCAAUGCAGUUGAACAGACAGUGUUGGUACUAAGGAAAAUCCAAAUAUGCUGCACUAAGGUUUUAUAAUGUAGCUGCCUUAUUGUUUUUAUUGAUUUGAUCAGUUUAACAUUAAGGUUUUACAGAUCAUCAAUAAACAAAGCACAGUUAAUUAAAUGGUAAAGGGGUGGAGUUAUUUAAGGUGAAUUACAAAUAUGUCAAUAAAUCGGUUGUAAAUUUUCCAGGAGACAAAUAAUAUAAUGAGGAAAGAUACAUUUCUUUUUUUACUAUUUAAAUCUGUGGUUUAAAUGAGGAUGGGAUGGAGAUAUGGUAAUAACUGCUUCUUAAGAGACGUUUGUUGGUCUGGUCAUUGCCUGUAUGGAGACUAAACAUCCAGCCUCCCUGUGUCUUUUUGGCUUUUCUCCAGUUUUUCAGUUAACUUCCAUGUUUUAGAAACUUGCGUCUUAGAUUAAUUGGUGUGAUUCUGAGCAAGAGUGAUCUGUGAUGAACUGGCUUCCUUUUAGGGUGGGAUCCUUGCCAAACCUGCUAUGACCCUGUAAUGGGAUUAUCUGGUUCAGAUGGAUUAGUGGAUGGAUGAUUUAAACAAAUUUAGAACAAUAUCUAGAGAGUUACUGUUAUGUUGUUAUACAGUAGUAGGUUUAUACAUAGUAAAGCCGGAAAAGUUUGAAGUUCAUUUAUAGAGACUAGAGGGAUUUGCA
Molecule: messenger RNA, 2405 nt
Organism: Erpetoichthys calabaricus (reedfish)
Lineage: Eukaryota; Metazoa; Chordata; Cladistia; Polypteriformes; Polypteridae
Gene: gja4
Product: gap junction protein alpha 4
Exons: 2
Coding region: 179-1204 (341 amino acids)
Biological process (GO): cell communication
Cellular component (GO): connexin complex
Source: RefSeq, a predicted model, not a curated record